CAAUCCCAGCGCACCGAGCACAAGCUUCUCCCUUGGACCCCUUUCCCCUACAGUGGCUUAAGCACAGACCAGUUUGUGCCACGAGCGCCCCGCCUCAACCCCGGGAAGGCGCGGCUAAGCAGCUCUCGGCCACGACUGGCUGGGACACCCACGACAGCCCGCGCUUUCCUUGAUUGGGAUCGCUGGUUGUCAACAAUCAAAUUUCCCCACUACCCAAGACAGAAGCCAGGCUUCCGCAGAAACCACAAUUUUCAACUUCCCGACCGUCAAGCAGUCUGUCUUUGGCCAACUGACGCCUGGACUCUUCUCAUUUAUCCAUUAUCAACUUGCACACCACUCGCAGCAUUCGAUCAAGAUGCGUGAAAUCAUCAGUCUCAACGUCGGCCAGGCUGGUUGCCAGAUUGCCAAUUCGUGCUGGGAGCUCUACUGCCUCGAGCAUGGAAUCCAGCCCGAUGGCUUCCUCACCGAGGAGCGCAAGGCCGCUGACCCCGACCACGGCUUCAGCACCUUCUUUUCUGAGACCGGAAAUGGAAAAUACGUCCCCCGGACGAUCUAUUGCGACCUCGAGCCUAAUGUCGUCGACGAGGUCCGCACUGGACCCUACCGCGGGCUUUUCCACCCCGAGCACAUGAUUACUGGAAAGGAGGACGCCUCCAACAACUACGCACGGGGGCACUAUACCGUGGGCAAGGAGCUUAUUGAUCAAGUGCUCGACAAGGUCCGCCGCGUGGCCGACAACUGCAGUGGUCUCCAGGGCUUCCUGGUGUUCCACUCGUUUGGUGGCGGUACCGGAUCCGGAUUCGGUGCUCUGUUGAUGGAGCGUCUCUCGGUCGACUACGGCAAGAAGAGCAAGCUCGAGUUCUGCGUCUACCCCGCUCCCCAGACGGCCACGUCGGUCGUCGAGCCGUACAACUCCAUCCUGACGACGCACACGACUCUCGAGCACGCCGACUGCUCCUUCAUGGUCGACAAUGAGGCCAUCUAUGACAUUUGCCGUCGCAACCUUGGCCUUGAGCGCCCCAACUACGAGAACCUGAACCGCCUGAUUGCCCAGGUCGUUUCUUCCAUUACUGCCUCGCUCCGCUUUGAUGGAUCCCUCAACGUCGAUCUGAACGAGUUCCAGACCAACCUUGUCCCCUAUCCUCGCAUCCACUUCCCUCUGGUGGCUUACGCACCGGUCAUCUCGGCUGCUAAGGCUGCCCACGAGGCCAACUCGGUUCAGGAGAUGACCAUGUCGUGCUUCGAGCCCAACAACCAGAUGGUCAAGUGCGAUCCUCGUCAUGGAAAGUAUAUGGCUACUUGCCUGCUGUAUCGCGGUGAUGUCGUACCCAACGACGCUCACGCUGCUGUGGCCACUCUCAAGACUAAGCGGACCAUCCAGUUCGUCGACUGGUGCCCCACAGGCUUCAAGCUCGGUAUCUGCUACCAGCCCCCCCACCAGGUGCCCAACGGCGAUCUCGCCAAGGUCAACCGCGCUGUCUGCAUGCUGUCCAACACCACCGCCAUCGCUGAGGCAUGGUCUGCCCUGUCGGCCAAGUUCGACCUCAUGUACUCCAAGCGUGCGUUCGUCCACUGGUACGUUGGCGAGGGUAUGGAGGAAGGCGAGUUCUCCGAGGCUCGCGAGGAUCUCGCAGCUCUGGAGCGCGACUACGAGGAGGUUGCUGCCGACUCGAUGGAGGGCGAGGAGGUUGAGGCCGAGUACUAGACUUGGUAGAGUUGUCUGGUGAUGGUGAUGGUAUGACGACGUUGUCUGAGUACUUUGAUGGGACACCCCCAGUCGUCGACUCUCUGGUUCGCAGCGGUUAGGCUACAGCCUCCGUUGGUAGCUGUCUUGCUCUGAGAUGAUAGGUAUUCUUCCUUGGCAAGCACAGGACCUUGGUUUUUCUAUGUUAGACUGAAGUAAUAGUCGAUUUUAAUCAGAACAAGCCCAUUUAUUCGGAGGGACAUCUGGCUCUAUGCGCGUUCUUUGUACGUGAUACUAUGUAGACUGUGGUCUUGAUGCGACGGGACCGGUCAAGGCGUGGCAUUAGCGCUUAGGUUAAAUUACGUCCCAACUCUAGACGUUGAACCUUGGUGCGUCGCAUGGAAGACGCAGCUCAGGCCGACAGUAGAGUGCAUAUGCAACCUUUAUUCUCGUGGUAUGGAGGGCUCUGGAAGUUUUGCUUAUAC
Molecule: messenger RNA, 2169 nt
Organism: Lasiosphaeria miniovina
Lineage: Eukaryota; Fungi; Ascomycota; Sordariomycetes; Sordariales; Lasiosphaeriaceae
Product: Tubulin/FtsZ, GTPase domain-containing protein
Exons: 7
Coding region: 356-1705 (449 amino acids)
Biological process (GO): mitotic cell cycle; nuclear migration by microtubule mediated pushing forces; microtubule cytoskeleton organization
Cellular component (GO): nucleus; cytoplasm; microtubule
Molecular function (GO): GTP binding; structural constituent of cytoskeleton
Source: RefSeq, a predicted model, not a curated record